CUUCUUCGUCUUGUAGUGCUGCUGCUGGUCUCCCAUGGUUACCGGCGCUCUGAGGAGUACACACAGGUGAGGAACAUGGCGGCUCCUACUGCUGUGAUGGAGGGAAAGCACUGAUGUGUACGGAGUAAUAGACCUGUAGUAAAUGUUUAUACCUUCACUAUACAAUGGCUUCAGGACGUGGUUGGAUUCUCCAGCAGCACAUCAGGUUGCAGAAACCUGGACCAGCAGCACAGACCCAGACUCCCUCACUACCUUCUCAAACUCCUACUUUGAAAGUACAACAUAGAGGUGUUAAAAUUUCAAACGCAGCUUCAGAUAAAAAAAGUACUUCGGUAAGAAAAGCUAUCAGGCCCACACCUCUACCCAAGAAGACCUGCUUGAGCCAAGCUACGUACAUAGAAAGUGCACCAUGUGAGAUCCUUCUGAAAAUAUUUUCCUAUUUAGACCCAAUAUCUCUGAUGUCAGUUGGUAGUGUCAACAAGAGAUUCUAUGAGCUAUCCAAAGACAAUGUAUUAUGGUAUAAAAUUUAUAUUUCACGUUGGAAAGUUAAUCAUCGCUGGAAAUAUGACUCUGUGAACUCGCUGGAGAAGAGAUUAAGUGACACUGCAAUUUCAGAUCCAGAUCCUGCCUAUUGGAAGAAGUCCUAUAUAAGGGAAUUGAUAAGGACCAGAGAAAAGAAAUUGGCUCAGAUUUUGAAAUCUGUAAAGAGUAGCAGUGGCAUGCCAGCUUAUAUGGAAAGGGCAGUUAAGGUGUCUGGCCUGGUUUGGAACCUUACUUUUCUGGAUACCAAUGGGGUGGAAACAGUGAUUGGACAGACUGAUACAUAUUUCAGAGAUAGUUCACUUACUGUGACCUGGAAAAGUUAUAUUUGGCCUGAAUUUCAUACCCUGACCAAGAUUCAGCUACAUGGAGUCACACCCGUGCUGACAGAUAAAUGUUUAAAGCCGAUUAAAAAUGGGCUCCAAAGGCUCUCGCUCAUUGCGGAAUAUGACUUGAAAGACAAACAGGUUCCUGGUAGAUACAUUGGUCAGGAUAUACACGUUAAAAUUAUCCAUCUUCACCCUGGUCUAAUUGUUGGAUUGUGGAAGAAAGGUUCUGAAAUAGCAUUUGUGAUGGGAACACUACAUUAUCAUCAAUUGCUGGAGAAGAGUUUCUUGGGAUCUGCAGGCAGCCCUUACACAUUUCCAGUACAUGUUCCCAUACUGGAUGAUAUUGACCCUGAGUAUGGGCUUCAUGGAUACCAGCUUCAUAUUGACAUGUACAGUGAAUGUAGAACAUACCUAUGUAAAACGUUCCGUGGGAUGUUUUGCCGGAAAGAUAAAAUCUCUGUGCAAAGGAUAAAGAGACUACGAGAAUAUAUAAAGAAUGGCUACUUACGAAUGACAGCUAUCGGAUUUAUGCAAAACAGAAUGCACACAGCUGUUGCGGGUACAGUUGGAUUUUUCUGGGAGACUCUGACAAUAAGUGGAAGUAUAAAGAACUGCUUCUUGAUGGAUGUAACCGUUUCAGAUGAAUCACAAACUCCAUAUUGGUGUUUUAGUGCCCCAGUUAAGCUACAUGAAAUUGAAUCCUCAGAAACUCUUUUCGACUAUAUGGGGCAGAGCUUUGAGCUAAACUAUACAGAUGACAUGGGAAAGGUUCAUGCUGAACUUAUGUGGAUGAAAGAAGCUGAGGAAUUUUAUGUAAUAAAUCUGGUUGUGUAUUUAAAUACAGAGAAAGUCAACAGUUAUUUUGGUACAAAUUACACAGAUUCCGUUUAGGACAUGCAGUGUUCCUUGAAGAAUUUACUCAGGAGACUUUGACUUAAAUAUUUAGAGUAGGAAUUCUACUGACCAUGCUGCAGUUUUAUCUAAAGUAAACUACAUAUAUAUUUAACUGCUGUAUUAGGUUGAUGAUAUAAUUGUAGUUUUAUUUAUUUUUAGUUUUUUUCAACUGUUAUUGGUCAAAAUCCCUGUUGUAACUUGUAGUAAACUAAAGAACAUUUCAAUUUUAACUUAUUUCAGUUAAGUUAAAAUUUGUUUUUGUUUUCCUGUUCUGUCCUUUUUUGAAACUUUAUUUGGCUAAUAAAAAAUAA
Messenger RNA from Hyla sarda, 2074 nucleotides. It is a transcript of the gene FBXO15, whose product is annotated as F-box protein 15. The transcript has 13 exons. Lineage: Eukaryota; Metazoa; Chordata; Amphibia; Anura; Hylidae. The coding region runs from base 165 to 1760 and encodes 531 amino acids. Gene Ontology annotation, molecular function: protein binding. The record is from RefSeq and is a predicted model, not a curated record.